CGACUGCUGCGUACUGUACUUGUUUAGCAUGUGGUUUGCAUUACAAUGUCAAUUAAUGGUCAGGCUGAGCGUUCAGGGAAAGCUCCACAACGACAGCAACAGCAAAGGACAGGAUGGGGUCAAGGACAAUCUCGACAAAAGGAAGGAGUCGUGCAGGGUCAUGGUCAAUCCCAUGCUUUUAAGCGUUUUCAUGAUGAUGCUUGUCAUUCUGAUGAAAAUGCUCAGCAAGGAUCAACCUCCACAGGGCAGCAGCAGAACCAGGGGCAUAGAGCACAAGCAGGCAUCACUACUCAAACACAAGGACUGCAAGGGAAUUUGCCACCUGGUCUGAGGCGAGGACUUGGAGGUUUUGCCAACAGCAGUACUCAACGCAGUCAAUCGGGAAUACUCCCUAAUACUAUCAAUAGUAACCUCAGUAAAACCAACACCACAUCCAGAGCGAGAAACCCCAUUACAGCGCCAAAUACAACUAACACUGCACAUCAUGAGGCGGCUGGUAAUGUAGUUAGUCAAGAGCAUGCUUCACUGGGAUUUACACAAGCAUAUGCUCUAGGUUUUUCAAUUCCGACAUCAAAGUUCAAUACAGAAGCUUUUGGAACAUUUGUUGCACCGGUUUCUAACAUGACAUCAAAUACUGAAAGGAACACGAUAACAGAGACAGCUCCUGCAUACGACCCAGAGGCAUUGGAUGAUGAUUUAGAGUUGCCUGUGGAUAUUGACGACGAUUUUAGUCUAAUUGACAUGAGUGUGGAGAAAGACAUUCAUGCAUUAGCUACGGAAACGGAGAUUAGUAAUGCAGAGCGAGCCUUUGAAGAUAGCAAUGUAUCCCCUUCGCAGAUCAGGAAGAGACAAUUAGAUGAGGGCAAUACUAUUGAUGAAGCGGCACAGCUGAAACAAAGGGUUGCGGAGCUAGAAGUCCAAUUGAAGAAAAAGCAGGAGGAACUUCAAAUUGAAUCUGGCAAAUCAUCGAUGCUUAAGGACAAGUUAGAAGAUGCAAAUAAAUUCAACCUCGAGCUCACUGAAAAGUACAAGGCGGCAACUGUCCAGCAUCAAAAUGAGAAGGAGACGCUACUGGAAAAGCAUCAAAAGGACCUUGCCAAUGCUAACAUGAACCAUCAGUUUGAGGUUCAAAAGUAUAUUCUUGAUAGGCCAUCAGCAGCGAUGAAAAAUGUAGUAAGGUCAUCUCAGCAAGUAAAACCGCCGCAGCAAUCCUCAACCCCCACGUUCCCCAAGUCUUUUUCAGGAUUUGCGCCGACACAAUCACCUAUCAGUACCCUGCCACGGAACGAUGAAGGCUUUUCUCUACAGAAUUUUGCGGUGACACCCAAGUCACCAAGGAAGAGCAGAUCUUUUGGUAUGAAUCAACUUCUAGAGAAGCCUCGGCCGUUCCAAGUUACAGGAGAGCUCCCACGGCCAGUACGACCAACCUUUGGGUUUAGCAAUGAUAUUCCCACUCAAUCAGAGGAAGAAAUAAUCCGUGACAAGCUGCUUGCUGAUCGGCGACAUUCUUUUGGGCUACGGCAAUUAUUCAACAUUGAUCCAGAUGAAGAACGCAAGUGUCCGCUCCCAGGAGCUGUCGAUACGGAGAAGAAUGCUAAAUUAGAACAAAUUACUACAAGUUGUGUCAACUCUCUCACCGAUUUAAUCCAGAGCAACAACAAGCUUUCAAGGAUGGAGGCAUUCAAAUCCACAGGAGAACUUUUGCGUGUCAGUGUUGUGGAGCGAAAACUCUAUCAUUGUGUCAAUGCACUCCAUGUGAUGUUCACAUUAUGCUUUACUUAUGAUGAUCUGCUAGCUGAGUUGAGUGGAGGUACUGUCCCUUUUCUGGAAGAUGAACGACUUGACCCUCUGACAAUCAUCCCAUCAGAUAAGUCAAUACCCUCUGCAUUGGCUGCAAUCCAUUACUUAUUUUUGAGUAGAAUCGCUGUACCGUCGCAGGCAACUGCAGCUGCACCUCCGCCUCCACCAUUUCCAGUCAUGAGGCGAGAGCAUAGGCUGGAAAAGGAUGCAGAGGGGUUGUUGGACGCUGAUAUGUUCCAACUCCUCUGUCUUCUUGCGAGAUAUCAACUAGAGACAAAGGCAAUAGGCCGCUGCUUUCUUCCACUUGUUCGCAGGCGCAUUUAUGCAGAGGUAUUGAGUUUGCAUUUGAAGCAACGCCACUAUGAGACCCUGAACUAUGUCUUUGAUAUUAUUGAUAUCAUUACGCGGGAUGUUGAAUGUGCGCGUUUGUUUGUGGGGUGGAGCAUCAGUCAAGAGAACUGGACAGAGGCAUUCCCAUAUAUUGAUAUCAUUACAGAUUUUAUCGAUGUUAAUACAGGGAAGAAUAUGGACCCUAUGAAUAAAGCCAUCUUUCGGAUUAAACUCAAGAUAUUUGAAAUCCUUGAACGAGCCGCGCGUGUGAAUUUAGAGCAAACGAAGAAAAUUGUUUACAAAACCUCACUCGUCAAGAAAGUGAUUUAUUCGAUUAGGAAUCUCGUUGAUCUGGCAAGCGAGAUACAAUACCUGAGAGUGAAGGGUUCUGUAUGGCAGAAAACGAGCAACCCUACAAGUGAUGGUUGUGCUAGCGGCAGCGGACAAAAAGGUGCUGUAAAAUCACAUUCAUUUUCCUCGAUAGCGCCUAAAGUGGAGUCACCUGGCCCAUCUGCUGCACACGGACAUUCUUCCUACCGCGGUCAGGUCCAAGCCCAGGGCCCAAUAGCCUUAACGUCAGCGCCCUCAAAUCCCCUUCAGUCGUCGGAAUCGAUAAUGACGGCUGGGGUAGAAUCUCAGUUCUCGCUCUUCCCAGACAAUAACUAUGAUUUUUUGUACUACAAGCUAUCAAGCUUGGACACUGCGAGUGAGGAAGGUGGAUUGGGUUCACGAUUAGUGUCAGCAUUUGUAUCACCACAAAACAAGUUGUUCGAUUUUGUGUUGCUACUCAAGCUCGAGUUAGAGUUUAUUCUCAACAUCAUCCGCGCCUUUCCAGAUUAUUCACAGUACCUUUCAGAAAAGGAACCGACAGAAUAUCGGGCACUUGCGUAUGCAGUCAGUCGUAUCGCUGUUGGUGGCCUGGGCCUUUCACCACAAUCGGAAGAACUGGCUAGCGAUAUCCUGUUGGACUUGAUGAUGGAUGACGAAGAGGAGCGCUCGUACCUAAAAAAUGUUAGCGACAUGUAUGGUGUCCCGCAUCAGGAAGUAGAAUAGAUCUAUCAAUUAGCUUACACGAACCUUGAAGAGUUUACUUGAAAAAGCUAUUUCAAUUUCAGGACAGGCGUGCGACUUGAAAAUAUUAAAAAAAAUUCUUAAUUCCGGAUAUGAAACAAAUACGACUCUUUCCUUGCAUGGACCUGUAGGCAAAGGAGUAAAAAAUGG
This is a messenger RNA of Lobosporangium transversale, 3351 nucleotides long. RefSeq lists its product as hypothetical. The record is from RefSeq and is a predicted model, not a curated record. The transcript has 9 exons. NCBI's taxonomy places the organism in Eukaryota, Fungi, Mortierellomycota, Mortierellomycetes, Mortierellales, Mortierellaceae. The coding region runs from base 46 to 3183 and encodes 1045 amino acids.